GCAAACUUCUGCACUUUUUAGAAUAAUGAAUCUGUUAAAACGGAUUUGCGUUGCCUUCGUUGUGGUUUCGAUGGAGUGUCAUUAGUUUUAGCUAACUAAAAAACUUGACUUGUUCGCAAGUAAGGUAAAUGAUUUAUCCAUAACGUGUAGCUUAACGCUAGCCAGCUAGCAGAGCUUAGCUAAAGACAUAGCAGCUAGCAGCAUGGGCGAUAUAACUCCCAGGUUCGGCAACAUGAAGGCUUUGUUAGGAUUAGUUGCCGGAGCUGGAGCCUCUUAUGGCAUAUACAAACUUAUUAGUUUCAAGAGGAACAAGAAAAAUGCCACAGGUGAGAAUCCUGGGGUUAAAGGCAGUCAGCAAAGUGAAGUGAAGAUACAACCGGGGAGUCUGCUGGCCAGAGUGUCCGGACUGGAUGUUAUCUGUCCCCGACCAGCAGAUACGGCAUCAGGGGACAUCAUCCACCAGUCCCCUGACAACCUGGAGCCACAGCACUUGAAAAUGCUCCUGUCCUGUUUGCAGACCAGCAAUAAUCCCUCCGACAGGUGUCGGAUUCUUCUUACAUUAGGAAACAGUGCUGCCUUCACUGUGAAUCAGAAUCUAAUACGGGAAUUUGAAGGGAUUCAUAUCAUAGCUGGGUUCCUUUCUGAUCCUGCGCCUGAAGUUAGGGUGCAGACUCUGAAUGCUUUAAAUAACCUCUGUAUGAACAUCCAGAACCAGGAACAAAUAAAGGUUUAUGUUCCACAAGUGCUGGAACUCAUUGAGAUGUCACCAGUGAACUCGGACCUUCAGCUCGGUGCUCUGCGGCUGCUCACAAACCUUUCAGUAACAGACAAACAUCAACACUUGCUGAAGGAAUCCGUUACUCUUUUACUGUCCUUGCUGGUCGUGAGCAAUGAAGCCUUACAGGUUCAGACUCUGAAAGUCCUCGUGAAUUUGUCAUCGAACCCAGAUAUGAUGGAUGACAUCGUUCAAGCUCAGGCGCCAGCUUCCGUGGUGCUGCUAUUUGAUGAACGAACAGCUCCUGCAGUGCUUCUCCGUCUGCUGACCUUUGCAGGGAACCUGAAGGCCUGGAGGCCAUCAGCCCAAGUGGCUGAUGAACUGAGGCGCAAACAAGAUUGCCUCUUCCGGGUCAUGCUAGACGAAUCCUCCCAGCUACACGGCAGAUUGGUUCAGCUGCUUUCACACCCGGAUGGAGAGAUCCAGGCCCAGGUCGCCCGUAUCUUGACGUAGACCUCCUUCCCUGCAUCCCAUUAUGCUUCCAAAACCACCAACCAUCACAUCACCAUCGCAUUUCCCCUCUUAACUUGUAUGUAAGUUGCCAUUAAUCUUGUAGACGAGUAGGCUAUGUGUAGCCUAAAGCUUGAUUUGGAGAUCUCUGGGAAAUCUGUCCCCCAACUUGCGUAGCAGCAUCGACAUGUAAAAAGGAUUAAAAUGGGGCUCCAGUUAUGACGUAGAUCGGACGCAGAAGUAUAAUUCAUGUGUACGUGUGGAUGCACUGCUUGCACUCCUUCCAUAUCUGCAGCGUUCCUUGAAUCUGUAUUUUCAAACACAGCUACAUAAUUUGUUCUACUUCACUGGCCACUCUUCCCUCAUUCUAGCGUCUAACACCACAAUUAACUGAUGGGCAAUAAGGGAGCAGGAAGCAGGAGGAACCCUUUCAUUCAGUGGAGUGCAAACAGGCCACCUCUUCCUGUUUUUCCUGCUGCCAGAGACUGUUUUCCUUCUAAAAUAUCCACAGUGCCCUAUUUUUCUUCUGAGAACUUUCCCCUAAGAA
This is a messenger RNA of Maylandia zebra (zebra mbuna), 1772 nucleotides long. It is a transcript of the gene armc10, whose product is annotated as armadillo repeat containing 10. The record is from RefSeq and is a predicted model, not a curated record. Gene Ontology annotation, cellular component: mitochondrion. Lineage: Eukaryota; Metazoa; Chordata; Actinopteri; Cichliformes; Cichlidae.